Amphiprion ocellaris (clown anemonefish) is the source of this 1081-nucleotide messenger RNA. RefSeq names its product formin-A-like. Lineage: Eukaryota; Metazoa; Chordata; Actinopteri; Pomacentridae. The transcript has 3 exons. The record is from RefSeq and is a predicted model, not a curated record. Bases 149 to 1051 code for a protein of 300 amino acids.
GAAGUUGGCCCAGGCCCUGGUGGAGAUCCGGAACCUUCAGGGGCUCUCUGACAGCAGGGUAGACAGGCUCAUUGCACUCUGGCAACGCCUGCCAGAGUGCAACAAGCGCCGAGUCGUCUACCCUGCGAGACACCAGGAGAGGCAGCCCAUGGGGCGGUUCAAGGCAGCGAAGGGGAAGAACACCUCCUGUCCUGGAAAGGAGAGUCUCCAACGCUGCCUGCUCGGACAGAACGCGGGCCCUGCAAACUGGCCCAGCGCCAGUCGCCUGGUCGAGGCCAUUUGCAGCCAGCUCUGCCGUCUCCACCCCGCCACAGCCCGUGUCGGUGGGGUCCCAAAGACCCGGUGGUCCCUGGUCCUCACCGACUACGUGGCCAUCAGAGAGGCAGUGCUGGUGUGCCCGCGUCUGAUGGCUCAGACCACCAUCCAGCUCUUUGAGCUCAACCAGAGGACCCUCUCUCAGUGGUUCUCACGUCGUCAGAAGGCCUGGAAGAGGACUGUGCUGGAGCAGGGAACUGGCAUCGUCCCUGCUCUAGCAGUAGCAGAUGAGCCUCUCCCUGCUGCCAAAGGGCUGUCCCUGGUGCAGGUGGGACAGGGACAGCCAUUCGUGUUCCCUGGACCUGAGGAGCAGCCUGGACCAUCAGCUGGAGGUCAGCCAGCCCCUCCUCCUCCUCCUCCUCCUCCUCCUCCUCCUCAUCAGCAUCCUCCAGCCAUCGGCUCUGCUCCUGCAGCCGCUCCUCUUCCUGGACUGACUCAGCUGCCAAGGACGACGGCUUACAGGAAGAGGAAGGCAGCCGAGGAGGCUGCUGCGGCUGCUGCUGCGGGAGAGGGCCCUCCACCACGGACUAAAGCCCGCCGGCAGACUGCACAGUACACCUGCAGUAAGUGUGGCCAGCUCAAACGGCUGGACACUGGCCACACACGCAUUGCAGGUGUGUCCUACUGUGCAGCUGUCGGCGGGAUGACUGUAGAGGAGUGGAGGGAAAAUAUGAGGAGGCCUCCAGAGGAGAAAACAGACUCAAUUUUUUUUUUCGUUAAAAUUAUUUUUGGUUAAAAACAUGUUCAGAUAUAUGUAUGUAUGUGU